Messenger RNA from Monascus purpureus, 2085 nucleotides. The record is from the annotation of a GenBank genome assembly. NCBI's taxonomy places the organism in Eukaryota, Fungi, Ascomycota, Eurotiomycetes, Eurotiales, Aspergillaceae.
AUCCUUCCAUCCUCCAUCCUCCAUCCUCCUCUAUUCCUCUCCCAUUCCUAUUCUUCUCGUUCUUCUCUUCCUCUCCCUCUCCCUCUUCCUAGUCUUCCUAUCACUCUCCCGCCACCACCUAACCGCUCCGGAUCCUUAUCUCCCACCUGGUCUCUCUAUCUACAUAAUAAUCAUCUCUCCUUCGAUGGCUUCUCCCUGAGGAUUGUUGUUCCCUGGAUGUCCCGACUCGCCUCUGGAUUUGGAUUUCCCUAGGAUUCCCUUCCUUCUCUCGGUCUUCUCGUUCCCGUUCCGGUUCCUUGGAUCUUUCUUGCCUGGCCUGGGUCUUUUCCCGUCACCCGUCCUACAAUCCUCCCAAAACAACCGAAAAGAAAACAAACACUCUUUAAUACACAUAAUAUGUAUCCUCCCACAAUGCUUCCCCCUCUACCCCCUCCCGUCACCCGUUGCUAUGCUCCCGAAGACCGUUUGGGUUUCCUUUUGGCCAACCGCCUGGAAUUAACCAGCAUCCUGGGCGUGGGUGCUUAUGGCGUCGUCUACACCGCCGUUGACAUCCAUACCAACAUCAUGUACGCCGUCAAGGCCUUCAACAAGACUGGCCUCGACCCCCGCCAGCUCAAGUGCCAGCAGCGCGAGAUCAAGCUGCACUACAUGGCCAGUCAACAUCCCAGUGUGGUUUCCCUGCUCCGGAUCAUGGAUUCGCCCGAAUGUAUCUAUGUCGUCAUGGAAUACUGCCGCGAAGGUGACCUCUUCUCCAGCAUCACGGAAAAGGGCAAUUACGUCGGCAAUGACGCUCUGGUCAGGAGUGUGUUCCUGCAGAUCCUGAGUGCCGUUCAGUUCUGCCAUGAUAUGGGUAUCUACCACAGAGAUCUCAAGCCGGAGAACAUCCUGGUCUCCGAUCAGGGCAGGUCGGUCAAGCUGGCUGAUUUUGGGCUUGCGUCCACGGACUACUUCACCUCGGAUUUUGGCUGCGGAUCGACAUUCUACAUGUCUCCAGAAUGUCAACAGUCGAAUCCCCGUCCAAUGUCCUGCUACGCAGCCGCUCCCAACGACGUCUGGAGCCUGGGCGUCAUCCUCGUCAACCUGACCUGUGGCCGCAACCCGUGGAAGCGUGCAUCCGUUGAGGACUCCAGUUUCCGUGCUUAUCUGAAGGAUCCCUUUUUUCUCAAGUCUAUCCUGCCCUUGACGGACGAGAUGGUCUACAUCCUCAGCCGCAUCUUCGAGUGCGACCCUGCCAAGAGGAUUACCAUCCGGGAGCUUCGUAAAUUGGUCCUGGAAUGCCCUAGGUUUACCACUACUUCCAUGACCCCCUGGGUGUCCAACAACAGGCCACAGCCUGUCAACUUCAUCCCCAACCCUCACAUUGUGUCCACCCCAGUGGAGCCUCUCGAUGCACAGCCUUCCGCAUCUUCUUCGGACGCCUCUUCAUACUACUCCAACUUCUCCAACUCCGCUGUCUCGGAUGCGUCUUCCCUCACGGAGGAUUACUCUGACCUGGACAGUAUCUCGUCUUCAGCGGAGAUCCUGCCCGGAGUAUACCACAAAGGUGAUGAAUACGUUUUCCCGCAAGUGGACCCCACUGUUUGCAACCCAUACAACCCCGGAAACUACCCGGGUCUAUCUCUGGUUCCAAAUCAUUUUUACGGCUCGCCAUACGCUGUUUCUUAAGGCUGGCUCUUUCCAGGUGUCCUAAUACCCCCUUUUUGGCGCCUUGUCACGCUAAGUUAUGAUUUACGUCGAUAUAUUUUUUUCUGGUCACAUUCUUCUACUGGACCAUGAAUUGCUCCUUUCACAAACAGAAACAUUCUGGUCCCUUAUUUCAACACCUUUCGAUUUAUCCUCCCCCCUCCAAAGCGAGAGGAGCUGUGUAAUCAUUUUCUUUCAAAAGAAGUCUGGAUUUUCCGUUUUGGAUAUACCGUGUUUUUCCCGGAUGAUAUUUCCAAGGGACGAUUUGACUAGUGGCAUGGACUGCUGCCGGGUUUCUACUGUCCAUAACCUUUUGGGGGAUUUUGAGUCAUCGGUUGCUGGAUCAGCGACCGGUUUGCUUUGUUUUAUUAUUGAAUUAUUAUUAUUUUAACUUUUUGGAUG